Megalobrama amblycephala (Wuchang bream) is the source of this 1458-nucleotide messenger RNA. RefSeq names its product aquaporin 12 (gene aqp12). The record is from RefSeq and is a predicted model, not a curated record. Gene Ontology annotation, cellular component: cytoplasm; membrane. Lineage: Eukaryota; Metazoa; Chordata; Actinopteri; Cypriniformes; Xenocyprididae. The transcript is spliced from 3 exons. Bases 67 to 909 code for a protein of 280 amino acids. Gene Ontology annotation, biological process: transmembrane transport. Gene Ontology annotation, molecular function: channel activity.
GUUGGUCAGCUCAUAUCUUUCUUUCUGUUCAGCACAGCUAGCUGUGCACUACGCCGUUUGAACAUCAUGUCAGGGCUUAAUGCCUCGCUGGGCUACUUCUUAACUAUAGUAGGUGUAAGUGCGGUCGGAAGGGUGCUAUUCGCCCGAUGGAGGCCGCGAUGGACUUUCCUGACAGAGUUCAUCGCCGCCUUUGCACUCGCCGCCUGUAGGCUUGAAGUGGACACCAUUGCGGAGGUCGGUCAGUGGGCCGGUGCGCUUGGGCCCGAUGUGGCCAUCACAAUGCUUUUCCUAUCCAUCACCGUUCAUGCCAUCGUCAUGCAAGGCGUAAGCGGAAAUCCAUCAGUGACUUUAAUGGAACUCCUCCAGAAAGACAUCAGCGCCGUGGCAGGCGUCCUCAGUGUCGCCGCGCAGUUACUCGGUGCAUACUUUGCGCUCGUAGUUGCCGGUAAGUACUGGGAGAUGGAGCUGACCGACAUGCACAUGAUCAAGAAUCUGAUGAUGGCCGAGUGCAGUACGUCGCUGCGGGUCUCGCCACUACAGGGAGUGUUCGCUGAAGCCCUCGGCGCCAUGACCUUUCACCUGGUUUACCUCGCCCUGAAGAACCGGUCACAGCUGCUGAGGAUUCCCAUUUUCGCUCUGCUGCUGACGUUCAUCGCCUAUGCAGGAAACAACUACACAUCUGGAUAUGUGAAUCCAUCCCUCGCUUAUGCGCUAACAUUCACCUGUCCUGGACACACUUUCUUAACAUAUUCUCUAGUCUUCUGGCUCGGGCCUCUUAUUGGCAUGAGUCUUGCGCUCUUCCUGUACUUGGGAAACAUCCCACUUCUGUUCAGCAGGAAUCUACUUUACUCCAAGAAGGCACGUUUCCGGGUGCCCAAAGGGAAAACUUCUGAAGACAAGACAAACUGAGAUGACUGACAGACAUUAAAAUCAGUACUUAUGUGGUCUCUUUGUAAAACAUAUUUUACUGUCACAAAACAUAUGGUUAAAUGUUAAAUCUCUUCGACUGGGUUAAGCUGCAGCCAGUUGCAACAAACACCUUAAGUUACGAAAACACUUUGUUCAUCACGUCAGGUGUCUACUUAAAUCUAUCCUGUUACAGAGUAAAAAUGUUGAGUUUGUUCUAGUUGUCAGAUGUGAAUUUUCUACUAACAUCUAUGAGCCAAAGAAUAGACAAGCUGCCUUAAGUUAUAUAGACAUUUAAUUUAAUAAAUAGCAAAUAAUAUUUAAUGAGCAGGUGGCAUUAUACUCAAGUUGUCAAAUUUAGUACCUGAUUGGCUGGUUUGCUUAUGAAAAAGAGAGAGACAAAGGGUAAAAGAGAAAUAGCAUAUAAAAUCACAAGUAUGAACAUUGUGAUAUGUUGUAUGUGUAUAAAUGGCACUCAUAAAACAUUGCAAGUGUGCCACAAUGUCACAAUAGCUACAAUAAAACAUUUGUACAUUUUUUAGUCUUCCAUAA